Molecule: messenger RNA, 819 nt
Organism: Saxophila tyrrhenica
Lineage: Eukaryota; Fungi; Ascomycota; Dothideomycetes; Mycosphaerellales; Extremaceae
Exons: 2
Coding region: 1-819 (272 amino acids)
Biological process (GO): protein localization to kinetochore; attachment of mitotic spindle microtubules to kinetochore
Cellular component (GO): kinetochore
Source: RefSeq, a predicted model, not a curated record
AUGGACCCCCAGACAGCACUCAACGAACUCCAACAACACCGCGACCUCUCCAUCCUCACCGUCUCCGCACCCUACCUGACACCCGACCCCGCCCUCCCCCAACGCCCUUCGGCCGACUCUACCACUUCCGAUCGCGACAACACAUCACCAUCCCUCCUGGCCGCCGACUUAACACACUACCGCGACCUCUUCUCGAAACUGCGCUUCUCGUACGUCGAGCAAGUUACUAAAGAACGUUUUCUCCGCGCCAUCACCGCGCAAGAGCCGGAUUUCGUGGAUGCGAGCGAGAAUGCUGAGUUGGAGGAGAAGUUGAGGGGAGAGAAGGCGGGGUUGAAGGAGAAGAAGGAGGAGGUUAGGGCGUUGGUGGGAGAGUUGGAGGGAGAGGGCAGGAGGUUGGCGGGACGAUAUGAGAACGUGCGACUACAGACGACGCAGCUGGAGUCACUGCCCGCCGAGAAUGACAAGCUAGAACGAACACUCAACACCCUCCGCGCCACCCAAGCCCCACGAUCAUCCAACCCCUCCCUAUCCCUCCCGCUGCAACCGACCCUAGACCUCCUCCAGGAGCGCGAAGCAGAGCUCGAAAGCCUAGACCGACAGAUCGAGACACUACGCGCCGCGCUCCCGCAGAAGCAGGCGCAGGUCGCGGGUUUGAAGGAUGAGGUCAACAUGUUGAAUGUGAAGAAGAUCAAGGCCGUGGAGGAGGCGCAGGAGGCGAGGCGGAGACGGGAGGGUGGGGUGGGUGGGGAUGAGAUGGAAGAGAGGGGGAGGUGGCUCAGGGGUGUUGAGGGAGGGUUGAGGGGGAUGCUUGAGGUUUGA